This is a messenger RNA of Sclerotinia sclerotiorum 1980 UF-70, 111 nucleotides long. RefSeq lists its product with no specific name. The transcript is spliced from 2 exons. NCBI's taxonomy places the organism in Eukaryota, Fungi, Ascomycota, Leotiomycetes, Helotiales, Sclerotiniaceae. Bases 1 to 111 code for a protein of 36 amino acids. The record is from RefSeq and is a predicted model, not a curated record.
AUGACCAUUGAAGAGUCGAUUCAGAGGAGUGAAACUUGGGAACUAGAUCGUGGACUCAGCACUGCACUGCAAUCCCAACCACAUGUAGAUCUUCAGAUAGAUGUCAUGUAG